AUGCCCGGGUUUGCGGACUCGUUCUGGACCCCCGACUAUGCUAGCGGGCUAGGGGUGCUGUAUGGGAAGUUGCAGCAGGGAGUGGUGGAGAACAGGCAGAUCCUGACCAUUGCUUCUAUGCGUGCAGAGGCAGAGGAACAAUAUGGACUCCGCAUGGGAGACAUCGCCCCGAGCGUGGAUCGGAUGACAGCGCUGGGAUUCAGCAAGGAUGAUGGUGCAAGUGUCCGAAAGGCAUACGAAGGUAUUCGCACCGAGAUGGUUGAGGCAUCUAGAAACCACCAAAAGAUUUCCAGCAACAUUCGCGAAUUAGUUGUUACACCAUUCCGGCGCUGGGGCGAUCAGCAUGAGAUGCGUGUGCAGUAUUCUCAUGAUCUCCUCCAGACUCGCAUUAAGGAACAUACCAAGCAGGCGGAAUUGGUCCGAAAGUUGCGCAGCACUUAUUUCAACAAGUGUCGUGUUGUGGAGGACUUGGAAGAGGAGAACAAACUUGCUUUCCAGGACCCCGAGACGAGCCCGAAGGUCAAGCCUCCACCGAAGAUCGUCCUUCCCACCGAGGAGGAGCCUGAUGAGGAUCCCAUCGAAUUAGGCGAGAGGGUCUUCCCCCCGGAUCAUAUCAAGAAGCUUCUUUCCCAUAUGCUGGAUCAUAUCAAGCUCGGCGAGGCGAAGGUUCCUAUUAUCGGUACCUACUUGAACGUCUCUACUGGUGCGGAUAUCGCACAAUACAUCCAGACCUAUAUGGAAGCCGACAACCUUACUGAAGUGGAGAGGAUUGGACAAGACAUGGUCGACAAUGGAUUACUCCGUUUGGUUGGAAACAUGGGCAAUGUUUUUGCCAACAGUUCCAAGAUGAACUACCAAUGGCGUCCUAAAGUUUUCCAGAUCACCGGUAUCCCUGAAAAAAAGAAGCCUCUCAUGCGUGUCACCUCGGUGGCUUCAAGUGAGGAUGGCAGUGGCAGUGAAUCUCCCAUGUCUUCCGUCUCUGAAAUGCUAUCUGGCUGGAACCCUCUCAACAACCCCUACCCCAACGAAACACCCUCUGAGAAGCUUCGGAGAGAAGCAUUGGAGGCCGAUGAACGGUACAAAGUUGCUGUGCGCAAGCUUGACCAGAUUCGCUGUCGUUUGGAGGAGGAAGUCAUCACUCAGCUCAAAUACAUGGAGCAGUGUGAGCUGGACCGUCUCAAGGCUAUCAAGGCUGUUGUUCUUGACUUCUCUGGCGCGAUCAGCAAUGUCAUUCCCAACCUGCAGAGCACUGUGGAUCACAUGAUGUUGUACCAGGAAACAAUCCAGCCUCUUGGUGACCUGAGAUAUUUGCUUGAGAAUUACCGCACUGGUGGAUUUGUGCCCAAGAUUCAAGCAUACGAAAACUACUACGGCUCCGUCGAAGAACAAAACUUCGGUGUCGACCUCGAGGCUAGAGCUCGUGUUGACCGAAAGCGUGUUCCAAUCCUGGUCACCACCAUCUUGACCUAUCUUGAUAACCGCUAUCCAGAACUCGAAGGCGAUGAGACGCGGCAGAUGAUCUGGCUCACUGAUGUGGACCUCGCCCGGACGCACAAGCUCCGUUACAUUUUGAACAACAGCAAAGCGGACUACAAUGAAAUCUUGCCGCAGUACGAAAUUCCCGUCAUUGCAAGCGUUCUCAGGUUGUACCUACUUGAGUUGCCAGACUCUCUGGUCUCCUCACAGGUAUACGAAAUUGUCAAAACCAUUUACUCUACUACUGCCCACGAAACCACGGAAGAAGGACGCAUCAAGGUUCUGCAGAGCACCCUUGGACAGCUUCGCCUCGUGAAUAUUGCUACGCUUGAUGCCAUUAUGACUCACUUCACACGCCUGAUUGAUUUGACCUCUGCCGACGAAGAAUACAUUACUGCGUUGGCUCAGGCUUUCUCCCCUUGCAUUCUUCGCCCUAGAUUUGAGAGCAGUUUGACGAUGAAUGAACGCCACAGCUACCGACUGAUCCGCGACCUCUUUGCCCACAAGGAUGCCAUCUUUGGUGAGCUCAAACGCCAAUCGAGUGCGCUCGGCGUGAACAGCGCCGGCCACCAAUCUCGUGCACGAUCUAUCAGCACUGAUGAAAGCAACCGACGCGCGGCCAUGGAAGCUCGUCAGCGAGCCAUCGUCAACCGUAGCCGUGCCACUAGCCCUGCUGCCCGCCAAAGGCACAGACGUGACCGCUCCAGCGGCGCCUCUGAAAUGGGCCGCUUCCCCAUCAACGUCAACAGCCCCUCUUCCAUCGCAGACCGCAGAGCCGUCCGCGGUCCUAGCUUGGACGUGCCAACCAACGAAUCUCCCUCCAACGCGGCUGAGACUUCUGCGGUGAUCACUUCGGCUUCUGAAUCGACCACCAACGGCGCCUCUGUGGAGUCUCCUGUCUCUACCCCUGCCAGUAUCAGCGGUUGCUCGGGCUCACCCAGCCCCCCACCUGUCCCCGCUCAACACGAGACUGAGACUGCUUCCGACGGCUCUCCGACUCCCACGCCAACCCCAGCUGUUGGAUCUGCCGAAUUCGAAAAGCGGAAUUCAGUAUCUCGCUCUUCGGCUCGGUACAGUGGUCGUAAGCCAGGCCUUGGUAGCCUGUCAAACUUCUCCACCCACACUGCUUCCGGGGCUGCCGGCACAGAUAGCAACCGGAGCAGCAUCGCGGAGAGCGAGCCUAACAGAGUCACUCUGGAAGACAAGCCCAUGGACGACUAA
This is a messenger RNA of Penicillium salamii, 2697 nucleotides long. Lineage: Eukaryota; Fungi; Ascomycota; Eurotiomycetes; Eurotiales; Aspergillaceae. The record is from the annotation of a GenBank genome assembly.